Acanthocheilonema viteae is the source of this 226-nucleotide messenger RNA. The record is from the annotation of a GenBank genome assembly. NCBI's taxonomy places the organism in Eukaryota, Metazoa, Nematoda, Chromadorea, Rhabditida, Onchocercidae.
AUGCAAAGGAUUGGUUGGUUUGAUGCAUUUCGAGAAAAUGGUGAUCCAACUUGGUUUGGUGAAAAUAGAACACCAGUAAUAUUCGAUAUACAAAUUUCUGCAUUAGCAUCGAUAUUUAUCAUACCAUUUCUAGCAUUUCUAAUUAUUCUGCCCGGUGUGCGACACUAUCGAAUUGCAUCAACGAUUGCAUUCGUUCUUAGUGUUACUGUUGGCGCAAUUAUUUUAA